UGUAGUCAAAACUUUAUGCUGCAUUUUUAUUCAGUAAAGAAGCAGGAAGAGAAGAGUGUCAUUUCCUAGGAAUCCAGCACUGGAGAAACGAGAACAAUUCUUCCAAGGAUGGUCUCCCAUUCAGAGUUGAGGAAACUUUUCUGUUCAGCUGAUGCAGUAUGCUUUGAUGUUGAUAGCACAGUCAUCAGAGAAGAAGGAAUUGAUGAGCUAGCCAAAUUCUGUGGAGUUGAGGAUGCUGUGUCAGAAAUGACACGGCGAGCCAUGGGUGGGGCAGUGCCUUUCAAGGCUGCCCUCACAGAGCGCUUAGCGCUGAUCCAGCCCUCCAGGGAACAGGUACAAAGGCUCAUAGCAGAGCACCCCCCCCACCUGACUCCUGGCAUAAGGGAGCUGGUAAGUCGCCUGCAAGAGCGAAAUGUUCAGGUUUUCCUAAUAUCUGGUGGCUUUAGGAGCAUUGUGGAGCAUGUUGCUUCCAAGCUCAAUAUCCCAUCAACCAACGUAUUUGCCAAUAGGCUGAAAUUCUACUUCAAUGGUGAAUAUGCAGGUUUUGAUGAGAUGCAGCCAACAGCCGAAUCUGGUGGGAAAGGAAAAGUUAUUAAACUUUUAAAGGAAAAAUUUCAUUUUAAGAAAAUUAUCAUGAUUGGAGACGGAGCCACAGACAUGGAAGCCUGUCCUCCUGCUGAUGUUUUCAUUGGAUUUGGAGGAAAUGUGAUCAGACAACAAGUAAAAGACAACGCUGAAUGGUACAUCACUGAUUUUGUAGAGCUUUUAGGAGAACUUGAAGAAUAAUGUCAAUUUUUAUACAGUUUGUAACAACUUCGGUUAAUUUUUAAAAGUUAUACAGUUUGAUACCGUUUGCCUAAAAUUGCCUAUUACAACUUAAUGUAUAGAUUUGGUACUCAUUAUCUGUACUUCAAGUAAACUAUGGAAAACUGCUUUUUUUAACUGCAGUCCUAGUGUUAUUAUGACCAUUAAUUACCUGGAUAGUUUUAUAAUCUUAAUUCUUUAUGUAUUUUCCUAUCUGUAUUUUAUUUGAAGCCUUUUAAAGGUGGAUAGUAAAUUUAAACACCGUCACUGUUGGAAAUAUGGGUUAGGCAGCUUUAGGUGACUAUUGGUUUUCCCUGUGGUAGGUAAAUAAAAGUUAUCCAUGUAUCAGAA
Molecule: messenger RNA, 1155 nt
Organism: Panthera uncia (snow leopard)
Lineage: Eukaryota; Metazoa; Chordata; Mammalia; Carnivora; Felidae
Gene: PSPH
Product: phosphoserine phosphatase
Exons: 6
Coding region: 109-786 (225 amino acids)
Biological process (GO): dephosphorylation; L-serine biosynthetic process
Cellular component (GO): cytoplasm
Molecular function (GO): magnesium ion binding; L-phosphoserine phosphatase activity
Source: RefSeq, a predicted model, not a curated record